Messenger RNA from Capra hircus (goat), 2151 nucleotides. RefSeq names its product autophagy related 4D cysteine peptidase (gene ATG4D). Bases 375 to 1793 code for a protein of 472 amino acids. The record is from RefSeq and is a predicted model, not a curated record. Lineage: Eukaryota; Metazoa; Chordata; Mammalia; Artiodactyla; Bovidae. Gene Ontology annotation, molecular function: protein-phosphatidylethanolamide deconjugating activity. The transcript is spliced from 10 exons.
AGUACCUGCAGGGGCUCGGUCGCGCCUGGGCGCUGCGAUAAGGCGGGCGGCGGUGAGGGCCGCGUGGCGCUGCCGGGAGGCUCCGCGUCAGGAGGCCUCAGCGCCGCCACCCGGGACCGGGGCCGGGGACCCAGGCUGGGGGCCGGGCCAGGGCGGGGCGCGCCGUGUCACGCCCGCCUCCCUCCCGGGGCCAGGGCCGCUAAAAUGGCGGCGGCGGCGGCGGCGAUAGCGUCCCGCACCGGGCCCGGGGGCCUGGUCGCCGCGCCGGGGCCCCGCUAGCACUUUCCUGGGCGUCCGCGUCCCGGCCGCGUCCUGGCCUCUGGGGCGCUCGCACGCGGCCCCCGGGGCCCUCGGUCCGCCCUCCCGGCGCGCCCAUGAACUCCGUGUCGCCGGCCGCCGCUCAGUACCGGAGCGGGAGUCCGGAGGACGCGCGCCGCCCGGAGGGCCGCAGGCCGCGGGGACCCCGAACCCCGGACCCCAACGGCCUGGGGCCCUCCGGAGCUAGCGGCCCCGCUCUUGCAUCGCCCGGGACCGGCCCCGGAGAGCCGGACGAAGUGGACAAGUUUAAGGCGAAGUUCCUGACCGCUUGGAACAACGUCAAGUACGGCUGGGCAGUCAAAAGCCGGACCAGCUUUAGCAAGAUCUCCAGUGUCCAUCUCUGUGGCCGCCGCUACCGCUUUGAGGGCGAGGGUGACAUCCAGCGUUUCCAGCGGGACUUUGUAUCCCGUCUAUGGCUCACAUACCGCCGGGACUUCCCACCCCUCGCAGGAGGCACCCUGACCUCAGACUGUGGCUGGGGGUGCAUGUUACGAAGUGGCCAGAUGAUGCUGGCUCAGGGCCUUCUGCUUCAUCUCCUGCCCAGAGACUGGACGUGGUCCCAGGGCGCAGGCCUGGGCCCAGCCGAGCCGCCGGGGUUGGGCUCUCCCAGCCGGUGCCGGGGGCCCGCCCGGCGGCUGCCUCCACGCUGGGCCCAGGCCCCUGAGCUGGAGCAGGAGCGCCGGCACCGGCAGAUUGUGUCCUGGUUCGCUGAUCACCCCCGGGCCCCCUUCGGCCUACACCGGCUGGUGGAGCUGGGGCAGGGCUCGGGCAAGAAGGCAGGCGACUGGUAUGGGCCGUCACUGGUGGCACACAUACUCAGGAAAGCGGUGGAGAACUGCUCAGAGGUCACCCGCCUGGUGGUGUACGUCUCUCAGGACUGCACAGUAUACAAGGCGGACGUGGCACGCCUGGUGGCUCGGUCAGACCCCACGGCCGAAUGGAAGUCCGUGGUCAUCCUGGUACCAGUGCGGCUUGGUGGAGAAACUCUCAACCCCGUGUAUGUGCCCUGCGUGAAGGAGCUCCUUCGUUCAGAGCUGUGCCUGGGCAUUAUGGGGGGCAAGCCCCGCCACUCGCUGUACUUCAUCGGCUACCAGGAUGACUUCCUGCUCUACCUGGACCCACACUACUGCCAGCCCACCGUGGAUGUCAGCCAGGCCGACUUCCCCCUGGAGUCCUUCCACUGCACCUCACCCCGCAAGAUGGCCUUUGCCAAGAUGGACCCGAGCUGUACCGUGGGCUUCUAUGCUGGAGACAGAAAGGAGUUUGAGACGCUCUGCUCAGAGCUGACCAGGGUCCUCAGCUCCUCCUCAGCCACAGAACGAUACCCCAUGUUCACCCUGGUCGAGGGCCACGCUCAGGACCACAGCCUGGAUGACCUCUGCUCCCCGCCCUCCCAGCAGACACUACGGCUCCCUCGCAGUGGCCGGCUCCUCAAGGCUAAACGCCCAAGCUCUGAGGACUUUGUGUUUUUAUAAAGGGAGGGGAUAAGGGAGAAGACACGACCCUAUUUAUUUUUAACUUAUGUCAUGUUAGGUGUGGGAGCUUGAACUCCCCCCUGACAAGUGCAGCUGAGAGAGACCAGUCCAGGAAGCCUCAGGGCUGGGGCUGUUCAGCCAGGAACAGAGCCCGCACACCUGCCUCCCACCAGCUGGGCCCUCCUCAUGGGGCAGGGAGGGAGGCCCCCGGGCACCCACUCAGGGCCUGACUCCGUACUGUAGUUUGCACUGGACCGUCCAUGCCCCUCACUGGUCACAAAGCCCCUAUCCUGCCAAGAGCUGGUGAGAGGGAGGAGGGGCUGUGGCCGCUGGGGGGUAAUAAAGCCGUUUGACUUGA